Penicillium antarcticum is the source of this 3276-nucleotide messenger RNA. It is a transcript of the gene ams1, whose product is annotated as alpha-mannosidase. The record is from RefSeq and is a predicted model, not a curated record. The coding region runs from base 1 to 3276 and encodes 1091 amino acids. Gene Ontology annotation, biological process: mannose metabolic process; oligosaccharide catabolic process. The transcript is spliced from 2 exons. Gene Ontology annotation, cellular component: fungal-type vacuole membrane. Gene Ontology annotation, molecular function: carbohydrate binding; alpha-mannosidase activity. Lineage: Eukaryota; Fungi; Ascomycota; Eurotiomycetes; Eurotiales; Aspergillaceae.
AUGGGUGGGGAAGUUCCCUUUCGCCCCGCUGCCCCAGCUCUACCCCGGCUAGCUGAGCGCCCGGUCGGUCAGCGCAUCCACAGCAUCUACACCGAUCGGCUGAAGCAGUUCACCUCAAGCGGCCAGUACGAAGGCCAGAACCUCAUAUCGAAAUACUGGGAAGCCACAAACUCCGACGAAGACCAUGUCAAGCUCUCUGUUUAUUCGGUCCCAGACCUCCAGCGACCGACCUUUGAGGACGCAACCUCUCAAGAGUUCAAACCCACCCACAUUGGCGCUUCCUUUGGCCCCAGUUGGUCUACACAUUGGUUCCGCAUUCAUCUUACAGUCCCGCAGGAUAUGCUUGAUCGAGAGCAUUUGGAGUUUCACUGGGAUGCCAAUAAUGAGGGUCUGAUCUGGACGCAGGAUGGGCACCCGCUGCAGGGUUUGACCGGUAACGGGGAGCGGACUGAGUUUAUUCUUCCUAAGGAGUGGUGCGAUGGGAAGACUCAUAUGUUCUACAUUGAGAUGGCUUGCAAUGGCAUGUUUGGCAAUGCUCCCGGUGGCGAUUCGAUUCAGCCGCCCAACCCUGACAAGUACUUUACGCUGAGUACGGCUCGUAUCACUGCUGUGAAUCUGGCUGCGAGAGCUCUCUACUAUGAUUUCUGGAUCAUUGGUGAUGCUGCACGGGAAUUCCCUGGUGAAUCCUGGGAAUCACAUGAAGCCAACGUGGUGGCCAAUUCUAUUAUCGAUGCAUUCAUUGCCGGCGAUGGAAGCAACGAGGCUAUUGAAAAGGGACGGAAAAUUGCGCGGGAAUAUCUUGGUGACAAGGUAGAUUCCUCCGAAGUCUAUAACACAGACACUCAGCCGAUUGUCUAUGCUAUCGGUCAUUGCCACAUCGAUACCUGCUGGUUGUGGCCCUGGGCAGAGACCAAGCGUAAGGUUGCACGUUCAUGGUCCAAUCAAUGUGAUCUGAUGGAACGGUAUCCUGAGCACCGGUUUGCAUGCUCUCAGGCGCAACAGUUCAAAUGGCUGAAGGAGUACUACCCUACUGUCUUUGAACGUGUGAAGAAGUGGGUGAAGAAAGGUAAUUUCCAACCAAUUGGUGGCAGCUGGGUUGAGCAUGAUACAAACAUGCCAAGCGGCGAGUCAUUGGUUCGACAAUUUUUGUACGGACAGCGAUUCUUCGAGGCCAACUUUGGCAAGCGAGCCACAACCUUCUGGUUGCCGGAUACCUUUGGCUACUCUACUCAAAUUCCUCAGAUUUGCCGCCUCGCUGGCAUGAGCCGAUUCUUCACCCAGAAGCUCAGCUGGAACAACAUCAAUAAUUUUCCUCAUACUACAUUCCAGUGGGUUGCACUUGACGGCAGCCAGGUGAUGUGCCACAUGGCCCCAGCAGAGACCUACACGGCGGAAGCCCAUUUCGGCGAUGUGAAGCGCAGUGUCACUCAGCACAAAUCGAUGGACACGGAUAAAACGUCUCUGCUUGUCUUCGGAAAAGGUGAUGGUGGUGGCGGUCCAACUUUCGGACACCUCGAGAAGCUGCGUCGCUGCCGUGGUCUCAGCGACAAAGUCGGUUCGCUUCCACGAGUGAAGAUGGGAGAGUCUGUUGAUGAUUUCUUCGCUGGACUUGAGGCCAAGGCUGCCAAUGGCACCGAUUUUGCUACAUGGUACGGAGAGCUUUAUUUCGAGUUGCACCGUGGUACAUACACAACCCAGGCAAAUAACAAGCGCAACAACCGGAAAUCGGAGUUCCUUCUUCGUGAAAUCGAGCUUCUUGCAACUUUGGCCACUGUUCAUGAUUCUGAUAAGGGUUAUAAGUAUCCCAAGAAGGAGAUUGAUGAGAUGUGGGAGGGAACUCUUCUUUGCCAGUUCCAUGAUUGCUUGCCUGGCAGCUCAAUUGAGAUGUGCUAUGAUGAUUCUGAUGAGCUGUAUGCCAAGAUCUUUGAUAUUGGUACAAAGCUGCGGAAGGAUGCUCUUGAGGCUUUGGGUGUUAUUGGGAAGUCGAACGGUCGUGAUCUGGUGGCUCUCAAUACUUUGCCAUGGCAUCGGACGGAAGUUGUCAAGAUUCCUUCAGCGUUGUCGACCUUGACUGUACCUGAGUACGCUGUGGCUUCCGGAUCUACAGGGGUGAUUGACUUCAAUCAGGAUAGCGAAUCGGGCAUGGCGGUUACUGUUAAAGAAGUCCAACCUGGAGUCUUCCGUCUGCAGAACGACAACCUCAAAGUUGAUGUCAAAGAUGGUGUUAUCACCUCCCUUUACGAUAUUGAAGCCGACAGAGAAGUCGUCGCUAAGGGUGGCAAUGCUGGUCAGCUGGUGAUAUUUGACGACAAACCCCUCUACUGGCAAGCUUGGGAUGUCGAGGUAUUCCACCUCGAAUCACGCAGAGAAUUACCCGCCGGAAAGACCGUCAUUACUGAGAACAGCCCGCACCGAGUCAGUGUCACGACCGAGACGCAGAUCAGCGACAAGAGCUGGAUCAAAACAACCAUAAGCCUCUCGCGAUCAUCGACAGAUGAACCAUCCUACGUGGAAAUGGAAAGCGAGGUAGAAUGGCAAGAGACCAUGAAAUUCCUCAAGGUCGAGUUCCCCGUAGAUAUCACCAACACCGAGGCAUCCUACGAGACCCAAUACGGAAUCAUCAAACGCCCAACACAUUACAAUACAAGCUGGGACAUGGCUAAAUUCGAAGUCUGCUGCCACAAAUGGGCCGAUCUCUCAGAAAACGGCUACGGAGUCUCAAUCCUGAACGACUCAAAAUACGGCUUCGCAACCUGCGGCAACCUAAUGCGCCUAUCACUCCUCAGAGCCCCCAAAGCACCAGACGCACACGCCGACAUGGGCCGCCACAACAUCCGCUACGCAAUCCUCCCACACGCUGGACCUCUCGACGAUCGAACAAUCCGCGCAGGUUUCAAUUUCAACAACCCACUCGUUGUAGAGCAAGCCGGGCCCAAGGCCUCUGCCGCUGCCGCGAUUUUCAAGGCUGUUUCGGUCAAGGGCGCGCCGUCUUUGAUUUUGGAUGUUGUUAAGCGUGGUGAGGAUGAUGAAGAUGUUGCUAGGGAUGGUGGUCCUACGCGUCCUGGGAAGAGUGUCAUUCUUCGGAUUUAUGAGUCGCUUGGUGGGAAGGCUAGGGGGUCUAUUGUUACUUCUUUGCCUGUCAAGAAGGCUUGGAAGUGCAAUAUUCUUGAAGAUGACGAGGAGCUUCUUGAGCUCAAGAAGACUGCUGAUCGAGCGGGCAGUGUUGAUAUUGAGUUGAGGGCCUUUGAGGUUGCUACCUUCAGACUGCAGCUUUGA